AAUAACGAGUCCCUGCCUACACCCACUAUAAGUUUACUUAUUCCGCUGCAACUCUCGACCUUUCUAGAGAGAACUGUAACAACUGUAUGAAUGUGAAAUACAAGAGAAAGAGCAGGUGGAAUUAGGGGAGCAUAUAUUGAACAGCAAAAGAGAAAAUCCACCAGGCAAUCUCUGUGAGCUCAGCUAUUUCAGGUCAAGACACAGUACAAUCUAGCAGUCAACCAUGGCCAAGCAUCAUCCUGAUCUCAUUAUGUGCAGAAAGCAGCCAGGAAUUGCUAUAGGUCGACUUUGUGAGAAAUGUGAUGGUAAAUGUGUAAUUUGUGAUUCUUAUGUGCGACCUUGUACCCUUGUUCGAGUUUGUGAUGAAUGCAACUACGGAUCCUACCAGGGAAGGUGUGUGAUUUGUGGUGGAUUAGGUAUUUCUGAUGCAUAUUACUGCAAGGAAUGCACCCAACAGGAGAAAGAUAGGGAUGGAUGCCCAAAAAUAGUCAAUCUUGGAAGUGCAAAAACAGAUCUAUUUUAUGAACGGAAGAAAUAUGGUUUCAAGAAGAGAUAGUAGCAGGGGUUUUUUUGAGUAUCUAUUCAUUGAUCAUUGCAGUACAUGCUUUAUUUUAAUUAUCUAGCCUGUACACUGGAAUACUUGUAUUUUUUCUUUAAAAAGAGUUGUACAUGGAGGUACACUAAAUGAACUUGUUGGCGAUAUGGUGUAAUCAUCCAAAGCUUAUUUAGUUUUGAGAAUGGUGUCUUACUAUGUGUUGAAACUUGAAAUGCUUUUUCUCAUAUUUCCAGAUAGGAUUUGUAUUUGUUGUAUGAAAUUACACGUUCUUAUG
This is a messenger RNA of Cryptomeria japonica (Japanese cedar), 830 nucleotides long. RefSeq names its product PHD finger-like domain-containing protein 5A. The transcript is spliced from 2 exons. The record is from RefSeq and is a predicted model, not a curated record. Gene Ontology annotation, cellular component: precatalytic spliceosome; U2 snRNP; catalytic step 2 spliceosome. Bases 224 to 556 code for a protein of 110 amino acids. NCBI's taxonomy places the organism in Eukaryota, Viridiplantae, Streptophyta, Pinopsida, Cupressales, Cupressaceae. Gene Ontology annotation, biological process: mRNA splicing, via spliceosome.